This is a messenger RNA of Diversispora eburnea, 164 nucleotides long. Lineage: Eukaryota; Fungi; Glomeromycota; Glomeromycetes; Diversisporales; Diversisporaceae. The record is from the annotation of a GenBank genome assembly.
CCAUAGAAGAAAGAUGGGAGAAUCUUAAAGAAAGUCCUAAAAAAAUGAUUAAUAGUAUACUAGACAAGCCAAGAAAAUCCAUUAUUAUGGAUCGUUUGAUUGUCGAAUCAGAGAGCAAUAACACAACAAAAAUCAUCACGGACGAAACAGAAAUUAAGACAAUU